AAUUUUUUUAUUUUUUAUAUUUUUCAUAACUCUACUGAGACUUUCACUAAUAGGGUUUAAUCAUUGUCAUCAUGUCAGAUGAAGGAACGGUGUGUUUGGCUGAGCCAGUGUCCACGCUUGAUCAACUCGAAUCCACCACAUCUGAACCAUCUGGUCAUGUCUCCCCGGAUACUCUGGCUCAAAGACGACGCUUACCACCUCAAAAAUUGAAGCUAUAUGCUAAUAUGAAACAAGGUCCAUCCUCACCGAACGACACUAUCAACCUUGAUCUUUUGAAUCGUCUUGCUGAGCAAAACGCACAAUUGCCACCUCAGGAAUCCACGGACUUUCUUUUGGCACGACUUGAACGUCAAAACGCAUUAUUGGAUAAUGAUCCAAAGUCAGUUUGCAUUGAAUCCAAUCAACUGAAAGCCCACUUUGAUACCUUGCACAACUUAGUCUCUGAUUCACUUAUACCCAACCAACCCGACAGUGGUGCCGCUGGUUAUCCUAGCAGCCCCCUCAAAAUGAAUUUUGACACCCAGCAGCAAGAACAAGAUCCUACCAUCGACUGGGACUUUUGGGGUUGCCUGAUCGACGAUUUUCCGAAAGUCGCAGGAAAAUUACCCCACCUUUUAUCUGCCAAAAUUCGUGCUGGUGUUCCACAACCGCUGAGAGGCUUGGUGUGGCAAACCAUGUCCCAAUCAUCCGCCACCAACUUAGAAUCGCUGUAUGAACAACUUUCCGCGGAUGACGCCGAGAAGUCGAGAUAUGAAAGGAUCAUUAAUCGCGAUUUAGCUCGCACCUUCCCUAACGUCGAUAUGUUCAAGCUGGAUGGAGGAAGUGGCCAACAAGCCAUGGGACGAAUCUUGAAGGCAUAUAGCAUGUAUGAUGCCCAUGUUGGUUACUGCCAAGGUCUUGCCUUUGUAGUGGGUCCACUUUUAAUGAAUAUGCCUGAAAAGCAAGCUUUUUGCGUAUUUGUUCGCCUCAUGGAAACUUACGAUAUGCGUACCAUGUUCACCCUCAACAUGGAAGGUCUUCACUUGCGUCUCCAUCAACUUCAAACGUUGCUCUCUCAAACCUGCCCAAAAAUUGCCAAUCAUUUGUCAGAGCAUGCCAUCCAUCCUGCCAUGUAUGCAUCCCAGUGGUAUUUAACACUGUUCGCGUAUUGCUUCCCAAUCUCACUUGUACUUCGUAUCUAUGAUGUGGUGUUUGCUGAAGGUGCAGUUGAAACCAUCAUGCGUAUCGCCAUAGCACUGUUGAGGAAGAACGAAGAAAAAAUUCUGGCUUUGGAUGAUUUUGAGCAAUUGAUGGAUUUACUCUGUUCGAAAAGACUCUAUGAAGAGGCAUAUGGAAGCGAUCCUGAACAGGUCAUUCAUGAUGCUAUGGAGUUGAGCAGCUUGAUCACGAAGCAAAAGAUGGACGACAUUGCAGCGUUGCAUGAGAAGGAAAUCGGAGAUGAGAAGAAGCGAACCGAACAAGUAUUUGCCAUUCGAUUUGGAGGAGGUCUUGGAAGAUCCAAUAGCAAGCGCAACAAGCGGGAAUCAGGUUGGUUCAACUGGGGUAGCAAUACACCUUCGUCCGAAACCAAACCUACCAGCAACGAGACGGUUAUGACUCCUACCACGGAAGAGCCAGUUCAAGCCAGCUCACGCCAUAGCCCUUCCACCGCCGUUCUUCAUCAACAGAUCGAAGAUCUGGUCACUGUUUUAUCGCAACUGCAAAAGGAUCAGCUGGAGAACAAUGAACAGUUAAUGGCUGCCAAGAUGAGAGAAAUGGAUGCUCAUGCCGAGCGAGAAACCCUCAUCAAACGCAAUACAGACUUGGAACGAGAACUUAAAAAAUUCAAGGCUAGACUCUCCAACCAUACUGACAUGUCCUCUGGAAAUCAGACGGAUCUAUACGGACUUGGACUUUCUCCCAAGUCACUUGAUUCGGACGAUAGACACGAGCAACAAGUUCGGGCGUUGGAUAUCAUGGAACAAGAUAACCAUUUUGUUAGCUUUGUGGAAAGUCUUAAAUUGACGGGUGAUUUUGGCUCCUUGGUGGCUGGAGCAUUGACGGUCUCUACUGCCAAACCCAAUGAAGAUGAGCAACGCCUUUCAUCCAGCCGUUCAUCCUCCUCUCUGGUCUCUUCCCUCAAUGGUAGUCAUCACCCUGCUGAAGAUAGCGAAUACGAUACCAAUGCCACCACCACGGUGGAGGACAGUGAUCGCGAGUACGAAAAUGAGCGUAAGACGUUGACCCAAGAAUUGGUCAAUUUCAAGCUGGCUAAUUUUGAAAUGGGCCAAAAAUAUGAAAGACUGUGCCACCAUAACGAAGAACUCAAGACCCGACUCAAGCUAUUGGAAGCAUCUUACAACAGUUUGUCUGAGAAGUAUGGCGUAGUGAAGAACGAAGCUGACGGUUUGCGUCAAGAACGUGAUCAGCUCUUCGGCAUGCAUGAUGAACUGUAUCGUGAAAACGAUGCCAUGAGACAGCAAACCAAAGCCAACAAGAAGAUGGCUUCUGAAUUACAAUUUGAAAAGUUAUCUUUGGCUCGGGAGCUGGAAGAAUGUACCAACCGCAUGAAGAAACUGGAAGCUGAAAAAGAACAAGCCAUUGCUGCUCGACGAACCUUCUCGGAAGAUGUCUUUGAAGCCUUCAACCGUACCCAUGCCCCCAAGAAGUCUGACAACAACCUCCGGCCUAAAGAACUUAACCGAAGACACACCGUUCAACUGUUCAGUGGCGGUGUAAACCUUGACUCCACCGAUUACCAAGACAAGUAUGUUGAAAGUGAUCUUCGAUGCCGCGAGUUGGAGAAACUUUUGGCAGAAGCCAAACUUAAGCUUGUGGAGUACGAGACUUCCAAUACCCCGUUGACUUCGCCUCGACCCUCUAUGCAAUCAUCGUAUAGACCUUCUAGACACAGUUCUGUAGCAUCUCUCUCCAUGCUUGCAGCUAGGUCGAGCACCAAUACCCCAGCCCUGGAUCGACGUGGUAGCUCUGCAUCUUGGAUGGAGAGCAGCCGCCAGUCCACCGAUAGCAUCAUGUCGAAUGCAUCGGGCGUCUCCAGCCAGAGCAAUAACAAACGCUCCAGCAUGUAUGCUAGGAUGUGGAACGCAUUCGGAUCCACAAGGCCCAGCACUGAUCUGCCAGUUGCUGAAGAAGAUCUUGAGAACACCGUCCGUUGUUCUUCACCUGUUUCUACCACUGAAAAAGUAACAAACAAUACCACUGAAUACCCUGCCGACGCUCAAGCCUAAUCUGCUUAAAAAAAUAUUGCCUUUCCCCCAACCUAUAAUAAUGUCUUGUGUUUAUGAUUUUUCCCCAUUGUGAAUUUUUUCUUCUUCUUCCUAUUUCCGCUUGAUAGUAUAAGCUCACCUAAGCUAUGUCGAAUAUUAAAGUAUAAGAGAAAAAAAAAAG
Messenger RNA from Umbelopsis ramanniana AG, 3387 nucleotides. RefSeq lists its product as uncharacterized. The transcript has 3 exons. Bases 72 to 3227 code for a protein of 1051 amino acids. The record is from RefSeq and is a predicted model, not a curated record. Lineage: Eukaryota; Fungi; Mucoromycota; Umbelopsidomycetes; Umbelopsidales; Umbelopsidaceae.